GGUCUUUCUACUAGGCGAAUCUGCCGAGCGCAAACUCCAGAUAUGCGUUUGCGGUUUAAGACAUGGCUGAUGAUUUAGGAGACGAGUGGUGGACCCAGGGCGAUAAUUCAGAUGUGCCAGAGGUAGAGGAGGACACAGAGCCUGCAGAAGAAAAACAACAACCGAUUAAAUCCACACCAAAGAAAAGGAAGGGUGAAAAACAGAUUCCAGAUGCCACAAAGAAAAAGAAGAAGGCAACAGUUAAGAAAGAAUGUUUCAUCACGCAAGAGAGAUCAGAGGAAAAGCCUGAUAACGAGUCUAACAAAAACAAGAAGAGAAGAAAGAAGAAGAAAACUAUUACAGAUGUCCUGACAAGCUCUAAGCCUGUGCCCGGCUCUCCAGUUGACCUUGUGAGCCUUCUGAAGACUUACCACAGCCAGACCCGCUCUGUUAUAGAGCUGGAGGACCUGACGUUACAGGAUUCUUGUUUCCUAAGCUGUAAUGACCUCACACACAGCUUGUCUUCAUACCUUAAAGAAGUUUGUCCAAAGUGGGCUAAAAUGCAGAAACAGCACACCCAGACCAGCUCAGUGGUUUUGCUAAUUGUUUGUGGAUCUGCUUUAAGAACCAUUGAUCUCAUUAAGCAGCUGGUGACAUUCAAAGGACAAGCUAAAGUGCUGAAGCUGUUUGCAAAACACAUCAAAGUGGAAGAACAGAUAAAGUCAUUGAGUAAAGGUGUGACCCAUAUUGCUGUUGGAACUCCUGGGAGAAUCUGUGCGCUGUUAGAGAAAGAGGGUUUGACUGUGCAAGGACUGCGGUAUCUGGUGCUGGACUGGAACUACAGAGACCAGAAGCAAAGGAGGAUGGUGGAUGUACCAGAGGUGAAAACAGACUUACUGAAAAUGAUGGACCAAGGUCUAAUCCAGAGCUGCAGAGAAGGAAUGGUUAAAAUAGGACUCUUCUGAAACUCUUCUGUUAUUUAAAACUUUAUGUUCAACAUAUUUGAAAGAGAGAUUGUUGUGUACUUUAUUGCCAUAUGUCUGCUACAAGUGAAAAAACAAGCUAUGAGUGUUUUUUAUUAUUAGAAAUAAAACAAAUCUGG
Molecule: messenger RNA, 1081 nt
Organism: Danio aesculapii
Lineage: Eukaryota; Metazoa; Chordata; Actinopteri; Cypriniformes; Danionidae
Gene: cmss1
Product: cms1 ribosomal small subunit homolog
Exons: 9
Coding region: 63-944 (293 amino acids)
Cellular component (GO): nucleus; 90S preribosome
Source: RefSeq, a predicted model, not a curated record